AUGCUGCCGGCCAUAAAAUCCUCAUCGGAUAUGGAUUGGGCCAAAAAUGUCCCAUGCAAAAAUAUCACGAUUUUUGGGUUUUGUAAAUUUGAAAACAAGGGUUGUGCUUUCAAUCAUGGUCGUGUUACAAGUGAUAAUUCCCAAGAAAAAGAUAACACCGAACCAAAACCAACUCAAGGAACUAUAUCGAGUGUAAGCUCCGCUGAAGAUUCCAACAGUGGUAGCAGCACCAGCAAUAAUGGUAGCGCAAACAGUAGCAAUGGUAAUGGUGUCAAAUUCAAUCCUGAUUCUAUGUCCUUCAAGCCGGCAACGCAAUCAAAGUUCCAAAAGCUCUCUGCCAAUCUCAGUGAUAUUCCAUCAUUUAUUCCUCUGACAAACUUGGCGUCAGCAAGUGUGGAAUCUUUCCAUGAAUCACCUUCGUAUGAACCUGAAGGUGGUGUAUUGGGAACCCCAGAAAAAAAUUUUACAAAGCUAGGAACAAUGGCGUCUUCAUAUAACUUUGACAAUCCAGGAUUCCAACCAACCGGUAGUCCAGUUAUGCAUAAAUCGUAUUUGAAGCUGUCAAAUGCUGCCAUCCCUUCACAACUGCCAUCGUCUCAAGAACAGCAGCAACAAGCACAACAACUACAACUACAGCAACAACAGCCACCAAACCAUCAAAAACAACAAGCUGGAUCCUUGCAAAUGCCUUCGGCGACUCCUCACUCUCUACUGCUGCCUAUACCCCAAAUGAACCAUCCGUCGUUGCCUAUUCUGCAGCCUAUGACUCCAGUUGAUCAGAUGAUGAUACCUCCAUUACCACAAGAUCUUCAGGCAUCUGUGAAUCAACCACAGGCACCAUCUUCGCAUACAGGUCCAUCAUCACAAAUAAUUAACCCUUACUCAUCGAUGCCUAGCCAGCCUCCUGAAAUGUAUUUUACCCCUCCAUCAGUUAGUUAUCCCCUUCAGUACCAUUUAUAUGCUCCAACUUCCCAUGGUUACCAUCGUGGGAAUUAUUUAAGCCCUAAUGAAAGGGAUUCUCACUCGCUAUUCAUUCCAAAUGAUCUACGCGAAACACUUCUUAAAAAGAACGAGGCAACUUUACAAACAAUUCAGCAUUCAAACUUACCAGAGUAUAUUUCAGUUUUCCAUACCCUUGUACCACUAGAUAAGACUUUGAAGAAAAGUAUCAAGAGUUAUGGUGUUCCGAAUUCCUUGUAUAAGGUCUUCUCGAACAAGGACGGAAACCCUUAUGUUUUGAGAAGAUUAGAAGGUUUCCAAUUGACAAAUGAAAAAUCAUUAUCUAUUAUUAACCAUUGGAAGCAGGUUUCAGAAGAUUGUGGGAAUAUCGUUAAAAUAAAAGAGGCGUUCACCAGUUUGGCUUUUGGCGACAAUUCAUUAUAUUUUGUCCAUGAUUUUUAUCCGCUUGUUAAAACCCUUAGGGAGGCUCAUCAAGGUAAAGUGAAAUCGGUGCCGGAAACAUUACUCUGGGAUUAUAUUGCACAGAUCACAAACGCAUUGGUGUCGAUCCACUCUAAAAACCUUGCUGCAAGAUUAUUGAAUUGGGAUAAAUUUAUUGUUACUGGUGCGAAUCGUAUCAAAUUCUCAGGUUGUGGAAUUUCAGACAUAAUUAAUUAUGACCAAGAUCUGUACAAAAUGACACAGUUGGAUUGUGCGAAUAGAAUUGAGUAUUACACCUAUUUACAAAAGGAUGACCUAAGGCAAUUUGGAGAAUUGAUUGUGGAAUUGAUUCGCCAGAAUAAUGGGUUAACUACAUCAAGUUUGGAACCCUCGGUGAUUGAUAGUUUGAGUUACUAUUCUGAUGAACUUAAACUGGCAAUAAAAUAUCUUCUUGGUUUUGAACAUGAUACGCCAACGAUUUCUGAAUUUUCUAGCAGGAUUGUUUCACAUAUUCUUAAUACAAUGAAUCAACUCCUGGAGGCUACCGACACUUUCGAAUCUACUUUAGCGAAUGAAAUUGAAAACGAUCGUCUAGUGCGUCUUCUUACUAAAAUUAAUUUUGUCAUUGAUCGUCCGGAAUUUGAGGGUGAUUUGUCAUGGUCAGAAACCGGGGAAAGAUAUCCAAUAAAAUUGUUUUAUGACUACGUUUUCCACCAAACAGAUCAAGAAGAUAAACCAGUGAUGGAUCUUGUACAUGUCUUGUCGUGUUUGAAUAAGUUAGAUGUGGGAGUUGAUGAGCGUGUGCUAUUGGUGAGCCGUGAUGAAGGCAGUUGUAUAAUUGCCUCCUAUAAAGAGUUGAAGAAUUGUAUAGACUCAUCAUUUAGGGCGUUAUCAAAACGUUAG
This is a messenger RNA of Saccharomycopsis crataegensis, 2283 nucleotides long. It is a transcript of the gene PAN3, whose product is annotated as PAN-complex poly(A)-binding subunit PAN3. Gene Ontology annotation, biological process: mRNA processing; nuclear-transcribed mRNA poly(A) tail shortening. The coding region runs from base 1 to 2283 and encodes 760 amino acids. The record is from RefSeq and is a predicted model, not a curated record. Gene Ontology annotation, cellular component: P-body; PAN complex. Lineage: Eukaryota; Fungi; Ascomycota; Saccharomycetes; Ascoideales; Saccharomycopsidaceae. The transcript has 2 exons. Gene Ontology annotation, molecular function: metal ion binding; poly(A) binding.